Elaeis guineensis (African oil palm) is the source of this 2487-nucleotide messenger RNA. NCBI's taxonomy places the organism in Eukaryota, Viridiplantae, Streptophyta, Magnoliopsida, Arecales, Arecaceae. The record is from RefSeq and is a predicted model, not a curated record.
CUCUCCCUAUCUUUCUCUCUCCUAAGCCUCUAUACUUCCUAUUUGACGAAGGAACCCCUUCUCGCCCGCCGGUAUACUGCUCCCGCCGUACCACCGAAUAAAUCCCCCGGUCUCUCUCUCUACAUAUAUAUAUAUAUAUCUUGAACGAGAGAUUUUGAGGUUGUUUAGUUAUCUCUGUCCGAGCCACAGAGGGGGGGUGGUGGUGGUGGUCGGGGACGGCGAGAUGGAGGGGAUGCGGGCGAAUAUUCUAGAUCCGGGGGCCGCGGAGUACUACCCAGCGAGCCAGUUUGCCCUCGGUCAGCCCCAAAUUUACUACCCCUACCCAUACCCGCAGGCGGCGCCGGUGUACCCGCAGGCGGCGCCGGAAGAGUACGUGAGCCCCGCUUGGGUGGCAGGGGACGGCGCGGCGACGAGGGCGGUGGUUCUGAGCAUGGUGCCGCGGUACGUCGGGGAGGCGGCGGUGCGGGUGGAGAUGGAGGCCUUCGGUGGGGUGCGGGCGGUGGAGAUGGGGUCGCUGGCCGCCGACGGGAUCGUGACCGUCCAUUUCUUCGAUCUGCGGAGCGCGCAGGCGGCGGUGGUGGAGAUCCGGGAGCAGCACGUGCGGCAGCAGAGCCUGCUUGUGGCCGCCGACGGGAUCGUGACCGUCCAUUUCUUCGAUCUGCGGAGCGCGCAGGCGGCGGUGGUGGAGAUCCGGGAGCAGCACGUGCGGCAGCAGAGCCUGCUUGGCCAGCAGUACGGCGUGCUCGCCGGCGGCGGGAUGGUCCUGAUGCACCCGCCUAUGAGCGGCCGGGGGCUGAUCGCCGGGCAGGCGGUCUGGGCGCAGUUUGCGGCCAGGGAAGUCGACGAUCCCAACCAGGGUUCCAUCGUCGUCUUCAAUUUGGAUCCGAACGCCUCCUCGCUUGCUCUCCGGGAAAUCUUUGAGCCUUUCGGAGCCGUGAAAGAGGUGAAGGAGAUGGGCUCAAGACCACACCACAAGGUAGUGGAGUACUUCGACACACGGGACGCCGCUCGUGCCCUCUCCAAGCUCAACGGCAAGCACAUCUUCGGAAGGCGACUCGUGCUCGAAUUCUUCAGACCAGGUGGCCAGACAAGAAGUUAUAGUGGCGGCAAUUACCCGAAGAGGAGCUCCGGUCACCAGAACUAUCCUCUACCGCCGAGGCUUCUGAGAGGAGCAACCAGAUGGGUGGAAGGCGGAGGAGGCGCUCCCCAGCCUUCAUCACCAAGCGGAGGGAGUGGGAAGGAAGUGGUGUUGCUGAAGAGGACCGGGACCAGCAUUGCAAGAAAUAGUAACGGCGGCGACGGUAGCAGCGGCGGUGGAAGGAGGAACAAGGGUGGGAGUAGCAGCUACCAAUCGUCGUCGUCGUCGUCGUCGUCGUCAUCAAAGCAGCAGCUGCAGCUGCAGCAGCAGCAGUCGUCGAGCAGGAAGGGGUGGAAGAAUCGUCAUGGGAAGAACGGAGGCGGGGAGGCGAGGUUUCUGUUCAAAGAAGUGGAGGAGACGGAGGAGGAAUCCGCAUCCUCUUGGAGAGAUUCCAGGACCACCGUCAUGGUUAGAAACAUCCCCAACAAGUACAGUCAGAAGCUGCUGUUGAACAUGCUGGACAACCACUGCAUUCACUGCAACGAGGAGAUUGGCGAAGGGAAAGAGAAUGAGCCCUACUCCGCCUACGACUUCGUUUACCUUCCCAUCGAUUUCAACAACAAAUGCAAUGUUGGAUAUGGUUUCGUGAACCUCACAUCUCCGGAGGCCGCAUUCAGACUCUACAAAGCCUUCCACAAGCAGCCCUGGGAGGUCUUCAACUCCCGAAAGAUUUGCCAGGUUACCUACGCUCGGUUGCAGGGCUUGGAGGCGCUGAAGGAGCACUUCAAGAACUCCAAGUUCGCCUGCGACAACGACGAGUACAUGCCGGUGAUCUUCUCCCCGCCCCGGGACGGCAAGCAGCUGACCGACCCCGUCCCCAUCGGCGGCCGUGGCCCCGUCACGCUCACCAAGCGGGUCGUCGACCGGAUCCGCCGCGCCAGCGAGCAGCUCGUCUCCUCCGAGGAAGCGGCGGCGGAGGCAUCGCCACCGUCGGACGGCGGUGGAGCGUCCUCCACUACCACCUCGACCCACGCGCCCUCCGACCACGCCGAGCAUGAUGAUGACGAGGAGGAGGAGUACGUGGGAGGAGGCGGCGAAGACGAGGGCGGCAGAGACGAGACCGGCAGUCGCCUCCUUUCCGAAGCUUUCCAUGGCCUAUCAUAUAGCCAAGACUAGACGGCCAUUCAUAGUCCAGCAAGUGGACACAUCUCAACGCCCAGACGUUCGGUCAGCUUCAGCUCUCUCCCUCUCUCUUUGUGGCCACUCUCGUUGUAUCAAGAAUUCAAAGCUCUUAUGGAAGGCCAAGAAUGAUGCAUUUGAGUGUAUUACGGUGGUGAUGUGAUUAUUCUUAAUUACAACCUACCAGGUUGAAAUGAGUAGUAAAGAUUAAUUCCCGCUUCUCUUCCCCA